AGUCUCAAAGUAGCAAAAGUAGACAAUGUCUUGACAAUGUUGUAUACUUUUUAGCUAAAAUAUGCUUUAAGCUAAGCUAACAAAUAAUUGUCCUUAGUAGCAAAGACAACAAAAAGCUUUGAUACUUCGCAGACUGUGGAAGAUACAAUGACCACCUUCUGAUCCUGGAGUAAUCCAAAGGCAGACACAUGUAGGAUAGGUUAAUGGCCUUUUGAUGACUGGUUCUGGUUUUUGCCUGUGCUUGUAUUUAUUUUUUUUGACCUGGCAACCCUGUGGAGGACGUCCACACUGAGUUCUCUGUGUCCGCCAAGUGGUGAAUUUAGGCACUUACACUUAAUCUAUACCAUAAUUACCACUCACCCUCUCGUGUCUGUCUGAGGCAUUCAACAUAUUCAGCAUUUCUGCCAGUCCGCUCAGCUGCGGGUCGUGGAGGGACGGCUGUCACGUAGGAGAAGGAGCAGGCUGGUGGAGUAGCAUGAGGAAAGGAAGGAGUUAUCUUUUUAUUCUUGUCUCGUUUUGCUGGUCUUUUUUCUUUAGGAUGGAUGCUGUUCAUUACAAAAACUAUUAUGAAGAGUUUUAAUCAAACAGUUCAUCAUUCAUUACUGAUCCUCAUAUUAAAACUUUGAUACAAAGAUUUUAAAACUAUAAUAACUAAUUUUUACUCAGAUAAAAUAUUUUUCAUUGUAUCUCAAAAUGUUUCACUGAAACCCCAUUUGGUUUUGAGUAUUUAACAAGGUUUUAUAUAGACCAUGGAUUCAUGUAGUGACCCCGAGCAGCAGAACGGAAACUUGGAAUUAACUGAGUUAGAGGCCAGUAAUGUUGAGUGUGAGAUUAUGCCUUCUCUGUGUGAUGGAAGACCUGAUGGAUCCAAAGGGUUCACCCCGAGCAUCAAUGGCCACGUGUCCAAGGAGCUGACUGAAUCAGAUCCCUUGCUUUCUAAUGGCCGUCUAUGGACAUCAAAUGUCUCCGGCCCUGUUCCACAGCAGUGUGAGGAACAGCGGCCAGUCUGUGUUCAGUCAAAGCCAAAUGAAUCAGUGUGUGUCAUGGUACUCCAGAUACUGGUUCCAUUCCUCCUGGCAGGUUUAGGGACUGUGAUGGCUGGCAUGCUGCUUGAUGUAGUGCAGCAUUGGAGUGUGUUUCAGAAAAUAACAGAGAUUUUCAUCCUGGUGCCAGCUUUACUUGGCCUAAAAGGGAACCUGGAGAUGACACUGGCAUCCAGACUGUCUACAGCGGUGAAUAUUGGCAAAAUGAACUCAUCUAAAGAGAAGUGGAACUUGAUCAUUGGAAAUCUUGCUCUCAAGCAGGUUCAGGCCACAGGCCUGGGUUUCCUUGCUGCACUGGCAGCCUCAGCGCUGGGAUGGGUUCUGGACAAGAAACUUGUCAUCAAUUAUGCAGCACUGUUAUGUUGCAGUAGUGUGGUGACAGCCUUCACAGCAUCAUUAUUGCUAGGUAUCAUUAUGGUGGGAGUAAUUAUUGGCUCAAAGAGAGCAGGCAUCAACCCAGAUAACAUAGCAACACCAAUUGCAGCCAGUUUUGGUGACCUCAUCACUCUAGGACUGCUUGCUGUUAUAAGUCAAGGGUUCUUCAACUGUAUGGAACGCUGCCCCUAUGUUGCCUAUGUGGUGUGUGCUUUCUUUCUAUGCCUGACGCCAGUCUGGGUUAUAAUGUCAUUUCGUCACACAGAGAGCCGCAAGCUGCUGUAUUGUGGUUGGGAGCCCAUAAUUACAGCCAUGGUUAUCAGCAGCCUGGGUGGACUCAUUUUGGACAGAGCCAUGACUGAUCCAAAUCUAAUGGGACUCGUGGUUUACACACCUGUUAUUAAUGGUGUUGGUGGUAACUUGGUGGCCAUUCAGUCAAGUCGUAUAGCGACAUACCUUCACUCUACGUGUUCCUUGGGGAAGUUGCCUGAGGACACCAAAAGCUGUUACUGUCCGUUCCGCACCUUUUAUGGCAAAGGUCCAAACAGCAGGACAUCUCAGGUGCUGCUUCUCUUGGCUAUCCCAGGUCAUGUUCUCUUUCUCUACAUCAUUAACCUCAUGCAAGGUGGUCACACAAUCCCAACACCAGUCUUCACUGCUCUUUACUUAGCAGCAGCUUUUACACAGGUGUUUCUCCUGCUGUGCAUUGCCGAUUGGAUGGUACACUGCUUGUGGAGAUAUGGUCGUGACCCAGACAGCUUUUCUAUUCCAUAUCUGACAGCUUUGGGAGAUUUGCUGGGCACUGGUCUUUUGGCUUUGUGUUUUCGUCUGCUCCAGGUCAUCAGUGAUGUGGACGAUCAUUUGGGUGACUAGAAGAUGCCACAUUACUUGUGAAAAAAGUGAUUCUGACUCUGUGAAGAGUUACCAACCACUGUUUUUAAGACGUCUGUCUUACUUUGGACAACUAUUAAAUAAUGUAAUAAAUAAUUAAACAAAAAUGAUAAAUACUUUUUUUAUUUGCUCGCUUGAAGGGAGAAGUUUUAAUCUUUAAACAUACAUUAGAUUAUCUAGCAUUUCUAAGUUUGAGUGGAUGGCGGUGGAGCCUAAAUCUGAAACUGUUCGCAAUGCUUGUUUUUAAAUAUAGAAACUUAUGUAAAUAUUCUUCCUUUUGUUAAAAUGUUGAAAAUGUCUGACACUGAAAUUUGUGGUGAGGAUGGAAAUGGAAAUAUUCUCCUGAUCAUUCAUUACUCUAUAAAGAUCAUAUCUAUGCAGGUGUUGCUGCACAAUAGAACAGUGCACCAUUAUUGCAAAGUCUGUUAAAUCCUUCAUAAGAUGUUUGAUUUGUCUGUCUAGCAGUGCUACAAGCAAGUCUUUCUGAAAAUUUACUUGGCCUUCCAGACCUCAACCUGACCUUCACCAUUCCAGAUAACAGUUGUUGUAGAUAGGGGUAUAUUGUAUCUGAACUGUUUGAUUCUAUUAUUGUAUAAUAAAAAUAUUUAUUUGUAUAA
This is a messenger RNA of Astyanax mexicanus (Mexican tetra), 2926 nucleotides long. RefSeq names its product solute carrier family 41 member 2a (gene slc41a2a). Gene Ontology annotation, biological process: monoatomic cation transport. The record is from RefSeq and is a predicted model, not a curated record. Lineage: Eukaryota; Metazoa; Chordata; Actinopteri; Characiformes; Acestrorhamphidae. The coding region runs from base 750 to 2291 and encodes 513 amino acids. Gene Ontology annotation, molecular function: monoatomic cation transmembrane transporter activity. The transcript has 12 exons. Gene Ontology annotation, cellular component: plasma membrane.